GCUGUGUGUAAAUAUGGAGAGGUUAUACCAGCAGCGCCGUAGGAGAAAAGUUAUUUUGGCUGCUCUCCUUGUGAUUAUUGCUUACAUGAAAGACAGUCUACCUGACAGACAAAUUUGGAUUCGGCAUUAUGUUGCUAGAAGAAAAAAAAAGGGUGUCAUCACAAUUUAUUCUUGGAAUUGCAGUUGGAAGAUCCAGAAAAAUUUCGCAGGUGCUUGCGAAUGGAUACCGACAUGUUUAUGAAUCUGCUGGAGAGAGUGACACCGUUGAUUCAGAAACAGAAUACUCUUUUACGAGAAAGUAUUUCUCCAGCUGAGCGCCUUUCUCUAACAUUAAGACACUUGGCAACAGGUUUUUUUUUUUUUUUUUUAAUACAAUUUUGUUUUUCAACUCUGUGUUUAAUUUUUACUAUAUCAGGAAUUAUCAAAGAAACUGUUAAAGCCAUUGUUAAAGUUCUUGCACCAGACCAUAUGCGGUUCCCCAGCAGCGGGGAGGAGUGGAAAGUAGUUGCACAGGAUUUUGAAGACCGAUGGAACUUUCCUCAUUGUAUUGGGGCAAUGGAUGGAAAACAUGUAGCCAUUACUCGCCCAUUGAAGUCAGGAUCCAUGUACUACAAUUAUCAUGAAACGUUUAGCAUUGUUCUGAUGGCUGUUGUGGAUGCACAACUGCGCUUUGUGUAUGUAGAUGUGGGAACCAAUGGUCGUGCCUCAGACAGGGGAAUAUGGAACAGCUUUUCCCUGAAAAGACAUUUAGAAAACAAUACUAUGUCAGUUCCUCAACCAUCAAGGCUGUUUGGGACUGAACAAGAAUUCCCUAUGUAAUUGUGGGUGACGAAGGGUUUACAUUGUCAGAAAAACUCUUAAUUCCAUACCCCAAGGAAUCUGUCUCAAAUAGAAGGGAUAGAAAAAUUUUUAAAUUUACAGGUAUGUCACUUUUCAAAGUUUUCCCUGACAUUCCACCUGAAGUUCUGUGCAAUACUUUUCCUGUUUUUUUUUUUUGUUCUUUUAUAGGUUGAGCAGGGCAAGACGAUGCUCUGAGAACGCAUUUGGGAUAAUGGCUGCAAGAUUUCAAAUUCUUAGGGCUCCAAUGUGUUACGAUCCUGAUGAUGUCUGUCACAUUAUGAAAGCAAUUAUUUGUCUCCACAACUGUCUACGGUCAAACAGUGUUGGUCGUGCCAUGUAUGCGCCUCCCCAUAUGCUGGAUGUUGAAGACGAGAUGGCAGGAACU
This is a messenger RNA of Thrips palmi, 1225 nucleotides long. RefSeq lists its product as uncharacterized. Lineage: Eukaryota; Metazoa; Arthropoda; Insecta; Thysanoptera; Thripidae. The record is from RefSeq and is a predicted model, not a curated record. The coding region runs from base 220 to 819 and encodes 199 amino acids. The transcript is spliced from 3 exons.